AUGUACAGCAAAUAUUCUUCCAAAAACAUCAUAAGAACGGAAGAGGCAAAUGAUCAUGAUUAUUGGCAUCAUUCCACAAGGACACCAAAAUGUUACCACCAAAAAAUUACACCUGAAGAGUAUCAAGAACAAACCCGAAUGUCCUAUCUUCAUGUCGAGAAAAUGUUAGAGAGUGCGAGUAUGGAUGAGUUAUUGAAAUCUAGGGAGCUUUCCAAACGAUUUCAAGCUCACGGAUUUUUGAAACCAAAGCAGUCCUAUCAUUCAAUAUUAUUUUGUAAAAGAUCAAUAUUAUAUUUAUUGCUCAUUGGAAUUUGCAUGCCGUUGAUUGUGUUGCAAUUGAGUGUGAUGAGAGCUUGUUUGAAUUUAUUCUUGUGGGAUGAUCCAGUGCAAGCAAUCGCAUUGGGUCUCAAUCGAAUUGUACUCAAUCGAUAUUAUGGAUUUACUUUUCAAGAGGAGGAUGGAUUUUCAAAAGAAAGACAGCUACAGGUAGUUGAAGUGGCUGUAGAGCUGGAUUCUGUGGAAUUGAGUGAGAGAUUAAUUCGGUUAUUUCAUCAAGUUUAUAACAUGGAUCAGAAGGAAGUUUGGGAACGUUACAUGAAGAACACAAUUCUGAAAAAUGUGACAUCUUUAGAAAUGUUGGAAAUGUUAACAAAAGUUUAUGGAAAAACUGUGAGUCAAGUAUUGGAUGACACACUCAUGCAGAAGAAUGGGUCAAUGACAACAUUAAGGAAUGUCAUUCUAGAAAAUUUGAUUAGCAUAUUUAAGACUCCUGGAUUGACAUUGAAAGAAUUCGAGAAACAUGAUCGAUUGUUUCAGAGAAUUAUCAAACGAUAG
Messenger RNA from Naegleria lovaniensis, 834 nucleotides. RefSeq lists its product as uncharacterized. The record is from RefSeq and is a predicted model, not a curated record. Lineage: Eukaryota; Heterolobosea; Eutetramitea; Acrasida; Naegleriidae. Bases 1 to 834 code for a protein of 277 amino acids. The transcript has a single exon.